Messenger RNA from Zingiber officinale, 1458 nucleotides. Its product is annotated as glucan endo-1,3-beta-glucosidase 8-like. The record is from RefSeq and is a predicted model, not a curated record. Gene Ontology annotation, biological process: carbohydrate metabolic process. Gene Ontology annotation, cellular component: plasma membrane. Gene Ontology annotation, molecular function: hydrolase activity, hydrolyzing O-glycosyl compounds. The transcript has 2 exons. NCBI's taxonomy places the organism in Eukaryota, Viridiplantae, Streptophyta, Magnoliopsida, Zingiberales, Zingiberaceae. Bases 1 to 1458 code for a protein of 485 amino acids.
AUGCCUUUUUGCUGGCUCCUCGCGUGCCUGCUCGUCGCCGCCGCCGCCGACUUCUCUGUCUCGCCGGCCGACGCUGCCCUGGGUAUCAACUGGGGGACGAUCGCCUCCCACAGGCUGCCUCCGAACACGAUCCGGCAGCUCCUGCUGGAUAAUGGAAUCAAAAAAGUCAAGAUAUUCGACGCCGACGGCCAUUCCCUGGGGGCGCUGGCCGGAACAGGGAUCGAGGUCAUGAUCGCCAUUCCCAACGAAAUGCUCGCCGCCAUGAACGACUACGAGAACGCGAAGACCUGGGUGAAGCAGAACGUCACCUACUACAACUUCCAGGGCGGAGUAAACAUCAAAUUGAUCGGCGUCGGGAACGAGCCCUUCCUCAGAUCGUACAAUGGUUCCUUCACCAACGUCACCUUCCCCGCGCUCAAGAACAUCCAAGCCGCCCUCGAUGACGCUGGCAUCGGCGACGCCGUGAAGGUCACCAUCCCCCUCAACGCCGACGUUUAUGACUCCCCCGUCGAUAAUCCUGUCCCUUCUGCCGGCAAAUUCCGCCCCGACGUCGCCCACCUCAUGUCCCAGAUCGUCUCCUUCUUCAGCAAAAACGGCUCCCCCUUCACCGUCAACAUCUACCCCUUCCUCAGCCUCUACGGAAACCCCAACUUCCCCAUCGACUACGCCUUCUUCGACGGUACCGCCACGCCGGUCCUGGACGGCGGCAUCGCGUACACCAAUGUCUUCGACGCCAACUUCGACACGCUGGUGGCGGCUCUCGACAGAAUCGGAUUCGGCGACUUGCCGAUCGUCGUUGGGGAGAUCGGCUGGCCGACCGACGGCGAGGCCAAUGCUAACGUGACCCUGGCGGAGAAGUUCUACAGCGGGCUGCUCAAGCGCCUCGCCGCGAAACAGGGGACGCCCCGCCGGCCGAACGCCGACAUCGACGUGUACCUGUUCAGCCUCCUCGACGAGGACGCGAAGAGCAUCGCGCCAGGGAACUUCGAGCGCCACUGGGGGCUGUUCACCUACGACGGCCGGCCGAAGUUCCCGCUCGACCUCGCCUGCGACGGGCAGAACAGGUGGCCGGCGUCCGCAAAGGACGUGCUCUACCUGCCGGCGAAGUGGUGCACGUUGAACCCGAGCCAGAGCAACGCGAGCUCCAAGCUGUCCGACAAUGUGGAUUUCGCGUGCAACUCCGCGGACUGCACGGCGAUCGGAGAUGGGGGAUCGUGCAGCGCCAUGGACUGGCGGGGGAAAGCUUCGUACGCCUUGAAUGCCUAUUUCCAGACGCAGAACCAGCAGCUAGAGAGCUGCAACUUCCAAGGGCUGGGAGAGCUGACGGAGCAGAACAUCUCGCAAGCCAUCUGCAACUUCACUUUGCAGAUCGUCGGAUGGUCGUCGGCGGCGAACUCAUUGCGGCAUAAUUGGCGGAUGUUGGCGGCGGUUGGAGGAAUUUUGGUGCUUAUGUUCUGA